This is a messenger RNA of Rhodofomes roseus, 1609 nucleotides long. RefSeq names its product UDP-3-O-glucosamine N-acyltransferase. Lineage: Eukaryota; Fungi; Basidiomycota; Agaricomycetes; Polyporales; Fomitopsidaceae. Gene Ontology annotation, molecular function: translation initiation factor activity; guanyl-nucleotide exchange factor activity. The transcript is spliced from 8 exons. Gene Ontology annotation, biological process: cytoplasmic translational initiation; biosynthetic process. Gene Ontology annotation, cellular component: eukaryotic translation initiation factor 2B complex; guanyl-nucleotide exchange factor complex. The record is from RefSeq and is a predicted model, not a curated record. Bases 21 to 1580 code for a protein of 519 amino acids.
UGGGAUCUCGCUCCUUGACCAUGGACUUCGACGAGUCAUCCCAAAAACUCAUCCCCCCAGAGUUCCUCGCCGUCGUCCUCGCCGGCUUCGGAAACGAGCUCCUCCCGCUCACCGGCAACUAUGGCGAAGAGCCCAGCCCAAAGGCUCUCCUGCCCAUCGCAAACAAACCUAUGCUCGAGUACCCGCUCGUAUGGAUCGAACAGUCGGGCAUCAAAGACGUGCUCCUCAUUUGCCCAACAUCGCAUCGUGCUGCGCUCUCGAAUUAUAUUCAAUCAGAUUCCUCCGCGUCCUUCCCUUCGCUCAACAUAGAUCUCCAGACAUUCGAGGAGUCACAGGACCUCAGUGGAGGGACGAGCACGAUCCUCAGACAUUUCGCCCAUCGCAUUCAGCAAGACUUCGUCCUUCUGCCUUGUGACUUCGUCCCGCCGCCUUCCCUAUCCCUCACCCAGAUCUUGAACAAGUUCAGAACUGAGUCUACAUAUGAUGGAGCCAUUGCGACAGCAUGCUUCUAUGAGGGUCGCAAACCGGACAAGGGUAGCAGCGCGGAUGAGUGGGGCCCUGCACCGGCACCGACACCGAUCGUGUGGGACGAGCGCUCAGAAACGCUCUUGCACAUCGACACCCCCGACGACGCAGACAGAAAUGGUGAAGGACUGGAGUUGCGGAUGAGUUUGCUUUCCAAGUACCCUCGGGUGAAGCUGUCGGCUACCCUCCUGGACUCUCAUGUGUACGCAUGUCGGCGUCAAGUGCUGGACGCACUGCUGGAGAAGACCAGCUUCGACUCAAUACGAGAGGAGUUCAUCCCUUGGUUGUGCAAGCCACAGUACCAACGCACGAAGCUUGAGAAGUAUGGCAGAGUGCUCAAUCCCGUCACCAACGCACUGACGCAGGAGCUCGCGCUCAAGCAUUCGACGCUCCACAGCAAGGCCCCAGUACACCUCGCGCACGAAGAAGCGUUCCUCCACAGCCCACCCUCAGACGACCAAACCCAAGAGCACACCAAGGCCUUGCUUCUAGACGAGGACGACGAAGAAGCACGGAUACCAGCUAGUCUCCGAAUGGGUCUAGUCAUCCAUCGUGCUCAAGCGGGCUACGCUGCGCGUGCAAACAACCUCCACGCCUAUCUCGGUCUCAAUCGCCAUUUUCUGUCGCAGCAGACAUACGCACUGCCCAGCGACUCUGAGAGUCGGUCCAAGAUCGACCCGAAGUCGACAAUCUCUCCCGACUCGAUUGUCGGGCAUUCCACCCGCGUCGAGGAGCGGACGAGCAUCAAGAAGUCCGUCGUCGGCAAGCACUGCGUUAUUGGCAAGAUGGUGAAGAUCGCUGGAUGCGUCAUCCAGGAUCACUGUGUCAUCGCCGAUGGUGCCAAGCUCGACGGCUGCAUACUUGGAAAGGGCACGAAAGUCGGCGAAAAGGCUGAGCUGUCGAGAUGCGUCACUCAGUGCGGAUACGAGGUCGGCGCGGGUGAAACCGUGCGGAAUGAGAAACUCGACAUCUCUGACUGGACGGCGGCGCCUGAGUCCAGCGAGGACGACAACCAAUCUGAGGAAGAGGGCUCGUCCGAGGAGAGCGAUGAUUGAGAGCUGGACGCUGAGUGGUCAAUCUCGUA